Molecule: messenger RNA, 1227 nt
Organism: Guillardia theta CCMP2712
Lineage: Eukaryota; Cryptophyceae; Pyrenomonadales; Geminigeraceae
Exons: 3
Coding region: 1-1227 (408 amino acids)
Cellular component (GO): nucleus
Molecular function (GO): protein binding
Source: RefSeq, a predicted model, not a curated record
AUGUCGGGCUUUGCAUGGUGGGAGAACCGUCAGGCUGACGGUGGAGCAGCAGGAGCAGGAGCAGCAGCAGCAGGAGCAGCAGGAGCAGGAGCAGCAGAAGCAGCAGCAGGAGCAGGAAAGACAGAACACUCGGAGUCAGACACCGUCAGAGUUGAUGAGUUGAGCUUGGAGCAGCAAGACCCCGAUGUCGGAGGGAAGGUGGCGAAGGUGGAGCAGGAUCAAGCGGUCAAAGGAAGGCAAGAAGAAGCUGGUCCAGAGUUUACAAGCACAGAAAAGCAAGGCAAAGCAGUAGAGGAUUGGAAGGAUGUCAGCGACGAGAUGAAGGAAAGGCUGUCAUCGAUGGGAAUCUCCAUUGUUGUCGAUCCGAUCAAAGGCAGAUGUCUGCUGGCAAAGAAGCGCUUCCAUGCUGGAUCUCUCGUCCUCUCGCAGGAGGCCAUGGCUCUUUCUCCAUGUCCCGACGGCUGGUCAGUCUGUAGACGCAGAAGAGGAGUGAAGUUGACCCCUCUCGUGACCAUGAUGGGGAGGAUCUUGGAUCGCAGCAGCCGUCAACAGGCUGGGGGGGAGGAGGAGCAGGUGGGCUCGAGGGUGAAGGACUUUCAUGCGCUGGCAUCGCACUACGGCAAGCAUGAGCAGGAGAGCAUGGUCGGCUUCACGCAUGUUGCUCUGUCGCUGAGGGAGUACAUGAUGGGAGACAGGAAGGCGAAGGAGGAAGAGGAGGAGGAGGAGGAUGGUGGUGGUCUGAACAUGCGGCAAGUGGUUGAGGACAUCUGCCGUCUCUCCUCCAACUGCUACACGAUCGUGGACGAGGAGGAGAGGGCGUCGUUCCGGGGGAGGAGCAUGCAGCUGCGAGCUCUGAAGGACAUCGAGGAAGGAGAGGAGUUGUCGCUCUCCUACGUUGACCCGGCGGAGCCGCUGGCCGUGCGCCAGGAGGAGCUGAGGAGAAGGUACUUUUUCUCCUGCUCCUGCUUCCUCUGCGCUGGGGAGGGAGCCAAGGCCGAAGACGAGGAGAAGACAAGAGUUCUUGCAGGCAGCAGCAGGGAGGCGGAGAAGAGGGUCGAUGGCCUGCUGAGGAUGGCGAGGGAGGCGGCAGGCGCGCCUGCUCGGCCGGAGACCGUGCUCGAGCAGCAGCUGGAUGCGAUCAAGGCAGCUGAGCUCGUGCUGGGACCUCAUAAUGUCAAACUCCUGCGAGCUCGAGAGGAGGCGCUCGCCGUUUCCAUCGAGGUAUGA